AUGAAUAUGAACGGCUUCGACCCAUUCGAAUGGCGUUCGUUUUACUUUCCUGGAAUGAGCCGUGAAGAUGCACACAAACUGCUCGGCGAACCACGAGUCUCGAUCGGCACAUUUUUGAUGAGAGACAGCUCACAGCCCGGCGAGUACUCGCUCUCCGUUCGAGAAGCUGACGAAGGAAACACAGUAUGUCAUUACUUGAUUGUAAGAGACGUUAAAGAAGAUGGUACAGCUGGUGUAAAGAUAGCUGAACAGUCCUUUCCUGAUAUUCCUGCUCUUCUGAAUCAUUUCAAAAUGCGUGUGUUAACAGAAGCCAGUCUUCUUUCCGCGUAUAAGAAACCCAUAAUUGAAGUCGUGGUUGGAACAUUCAAGUUCACCGGAGAACGAGAAACAGAUCUUCCUUUCGAACAAGGCGAAAGGCUGGAGAUUCUCUCUAAAACCAAUAACGAUUGGUGGGAAGCAAGAAACGCUUUGGGAACGACUGGACUAGUUCCAGCAAACUAUGUACAGGUUCAGAGCGGAGAAUUCGCCAAUGAAAGGAUCUCCAAAGGCACUAGUCAAUCUUCGAUUGGAAGUAGUGGUAAUGGAGCUGAACGAUUCUCAAGCACAAGCACAAGCAGUGAAAAUGCCGAGGCUCAUCCUACCUUGCCAACAACAGCCAAAGUGACAUUCGACAGAGUGCCGAACGCCUACGAUCCCACCCAACUGCGAGUGAAAAAAGGACAAACUGUUCGUGUCCUCGAAAAAAUGUCCAACGGAAUGUACAGAGCAGAACUUGAUGGACAAAUCGGAUCAGUUCCUUUCACCUACAUCAGAUUCAACACUGCCAACCAAUAG
Messenger RNA from Caenorhabditis briggsae, 834 nucleotides. It is a transcript of the gene Cbr-ced-2, whose product is annotated as Protein CBR-CED-2. The transcript is spliced from 4 exons. Gene Ontology annotation, molecular function: protein binding. The coding region runs from base 1 to 834 and encodes 277 amino acids. Lineage: Eukaryota; Metazoa; Nematoda; Chromadorea; Rhabditida; Rhabditidae. The record is from RefSeq and is a predicted model, not a curated record.